GUGCUGGCGCGACAUGAUUUCAGCCUUUCCGCGAUUUCGGCCCGCCGCUGACGCGCGCAGUCGCAUGCAGCUGCUGGGCACGGACGGCGCCGGCCUUCCCAUUGUACUAAUUCGCAACUAUGACGGAAAACGGGGCGACGCCCUCGCUUCCGACGUCGAGAAGGCGCUCGGGAUCCACAUGGUGCACCAGGACCCGCAGCGGAACAUCAGCGGGUGCGGCGGUGCGGCGCAGACCGAUGCGCCGUCCGACAAGUACCAGAUCAUCAAGGGCAUCAUCAACUACGAGUUCGUGCACGGCGAAGAGUAUGUGGACAGCUGCAAGGCGCUCGAUAUGGCGGGUCGCGAUUUUGUCGCGAACGCGCUCUCCCUCAUCGAGCCCCACCUGUGCGAAGCGUCGACUCUCGCCGCACUGCCCGCCCUCGACGCGCUGCCGACGACCGCCAGGCCGCUCGGCAAGGACUCGGUCGACAAGGACUCGAAGCCAAGCCGUGUCGAGACGCAGGUCCUCUCGUACCCGGCCGGUACGGCUGAGGUAGGCUACCACCCGCACGUCGACAAGACGGGCACGCGCUGGGUCGCCCUCGCCAGCCUCGGCACCGCGCCGUGCGACUUCUUCUGGGACAUCGCACGCCCGGACAAGCAGCGCAGGAGCUGCGCCGCCGGCUCUUCAGGGUUCAACGCCGGCUCCUGCGAGCGGUGGGACCCGGACGCGGCGUCGCGGCAUGGCAGCAAGGGGCGGCCGACCAAGCUCAAGGGCGGCAAGGCCGCCGAUCGCGUGCCGUGCCGCAGCUGCCGAACGGUGACGAUGGCGCCCGGCGACGUGCUCGUCUUUUGCGGCGAGCCCUUCUCCUCCCGCGUCGUGCAUGGCGUGGACUCGGUCGGCGCGUCCGACCCGCUGCGCGAGGCCGCGGUGAACGCCGCCGGGCUGGGAUGGCUCCGCGGCCGGCGCAUCUCUUUGCUGGCGCGCGGCGCGAACCACCGCGAGCGCAUCGUCGAGUACGACCAGAUGCACGAGCACUGCACCGCAGAAUACCUCCAGAGGGUCCUGCCCGGCGAGCCCGCUUGCCUCCACGGCGUGAACUGCUACCGCAAGAACCCGGCUCACUGGUUGGAAUACGACCACCCCGCCGACCACCCGCACCUCGCGCCGCCCGCCGCGCCGCCGCCGACCGCCGUACUGCCGCCGCCCGCCACGCCGCCGCCGCCGCCGCCCGCCGCGCCGCCCACCAAGAAGCGCGCGCGGCCCGACGACGACGGGGCCUCGCCGCCGCCGCUGAGAGUGCCGGUCGCGCGGAUCGACCAGGCGAAGGAGCUCUUGGCGCUGCUGCGGACGACAGGGGAGGCGACCGAGCGCAGGCUGGCAGUUCGCGGGUCCUCCUUCUCUGGCGACCAGAAGCUGAUGCAGUUCGCGAAAAAGGCGGCGGACCGCGACGACGUGGCGGCGGACCGCACGCCUGGCCGGUCGAGGCGGCAGCGGUGCGGCAAUUGUGGGUUGCUCGCGACGGAGCACACGCGAUCGAGCCGGGGGCAAGGGGCGAGCGCGCACGCCGGAGAGAAGUACUACUCGUGCUCUGUGACGAGGAACUGCCACAACUUCUCCGAUGACGAGAAGCGCCGGGUAGGACUGCGAGUGAUGUGAAGGGCCGUGCCCGAUAGAGCGCAGCCAAGACGAAGCCGUGGGGGGGCUUGGUCUUUCACCACGCAAGCAAUGUACUCCAAU
Emiliania huxleyi CCMP1516 is the source of this 1720-nucleotide messenger RNA. RefSeq lists its product as hypothetical. NCBI's taxonomy places the organism in Eukaryota, Haptophyta, Isochrysidales, Noelaerhabdaceae. The record is from RefSeq and is a predicted model, not a curated record. Bases 14 to 1639 code for a protein of 541 amino acids. The transcript has 2 exons.